Messenger RNA from Microcebus murinus (gray mouse lemur), 1021 nucleotides. It is a transcript of the gene LYRM4, whose product is annotated as LYR motif containing 4. Gene Ontology annotation, biological process: iron-sulfur cluster assembly. The record is from RefSeq and is a predicted model, not a curated record. Gene Ontology annotation, cellular component: mitochondrion; L-cysteine desulfurase complex. NCBI's taxonomy places the organism in Eukaryota, Metazoa, Chordata, Mammalia, Primates, Cheirogaleidae.
CGCGGCGCUGCGCCCGGGGAAGCAAAUGUCUCCGCCACAACCCUGAGCGGUUCGCUGAGGCAGUCUGUGGCGGGGCUGCACGCCCUCAGUGCUUGGUCUCCGAGGAGGAACGUGCCUGGAUGUGGAAGCGGCCGGCUCCCUCACUCCCCCGCCUUCGCGCCUCACGGAGCGGCUGCUGCGCCGGAGCCUCCCUCUGCGCACCGCCCCUUAGUUGCCCGCAGCCCUGCCUGCGCCCGCCUCCAGAGCGGCGCCCACUGCUGUCCGCAGCAGUGCUCUAGGCCGAGGCCCGGCCGCCUAGCAAGGCCGAGCCGCUGCGUUUUAUUUCGUUCGUGAUUUUUGCAUCGGCCGAAGUUUUGUGGGUUGGGUUAAACUGGGGACCUCCGGGAAGAGGACCCAUUUUUUUUUUCUUUCCAAAAUGGCAGCCUCCAGCCGCGCACAAGUGUUAGAUCUGUACCGGGCGAUGCUGAGAGAGAGCAAGCAUUUCAGCGCCUACAACUACAGAACGUAUGCUGUCAGAAGGAUAAGAGAUGCCUUCCGAGAAAAUAAAAAUGUAAGGGAUCCUGUAGAAAUUCAAACCCUGGUGAAUAAAGCCAAAAGAGACCUUGGAAUAAUUCGUCGACAGGUCCACAUUGGCCAACUAUAUUCAACUAACAAGCUUAUCAUUGAGAAUCAAGAGAAGCCCAAGACCUAGGAGCCGGGGACCUGCCAUCAGCAGCAGCCGGGGACCACCUUCAGCAUCGAUUCUGUGCUUGGGAGCCUCCAGCUCCGCCUGCCCUCUGGGAGCUGAUAGACUGAGUCACAUUUCCCUUUCGUUGCAGCCUUGCUGAGCGAGCACGGCCGUCCCCCUCAGUUCAGUGUUAGCGUGAAGAGCGGGCACGCUCAGGACAAUGCCGUGUAUUGUCGCGCCUCUCUCCACCCACCCCCGUUCUGUAGCUCACACCGCUGUAUAGUGUGUUCUCGGACUUUGUGUCUUGCUCCUUGACAAUAAAUAGGCUUGUCUUCUGAAGGCCCGUCGCAACAA